Molecule: messenger RNA, 10501 nt
Organism: Salarias fasciatus (jewelled blenny)
Lineage: Eukaryota; Metazoa; Chordata; Actinopteri; Blenniiformes; Blenniidae
Gene: tcf20
Product: transcription factor 20
Exons: 6
Coding region: 1668-9140 (2490 amino acids)
Biological process (GO): regulation of transcription by RNA polymerase II
Cellular component (GO): nucleus
Source: RefSeq, a predicted model, not a curated record
UGAAGGCGUGCAAAAUGCAGCUCGGAGACGGAAAGUGGACGUGAGAAAUGUUGGCGUGCUGUUAGCGGAGGCUCGUGUUUGAGUUGGAGAAAAGGUGGAAUCACCUCAGAGGAGCGAGGCGGGAGGGGAGGAGGAGGGAGGAGGAGGGGGUGUAUGGACCGAGCUGCUGACGGGACCCACAGCCACCCCGGUUAUUCCGCUCCGCUCGCAUCUUUUUUCGGAGGUGAGGACAAAAGGAGGGGAGAAAGAAAAAAAAAAAAAAAAAAAACAACAACAGCAAAAAACCAGAGUGGGGGGGGGAUCGGGAAGGAAAAAGGCCCCGGGAUCCGAGUGUCGUGACGGGCCCCCCCGACUUCGCCGCCGCUGGUCGGGGUUGUCUGGACUCGGAACAGGCGGAGGGGGAAAAGCGGCGGAGCAGUCGACUCGAGUCUGGGGUUUCCUGCCACAAAACAGCCUUUCACUGUUCGAGGGGCCUGCUGUUUGCUCCGUUUCAGAGUUGUGAAGGCUUCUGGUCGGCCGCUCCUGGAAAAAUGAAGUUAUCUGCAUGGAAAUACUGAGGGGAAACAGAAAAUGGAAGCUCGAAUUGACUGAACCUGAAGUGGAAUAAAUGGAUUACCCUCCCUUUGGAAAAUUGUUGCCAUGGAACUAGGUAGAAUUAAAUGAUGGUUGACAGAGAAAAACAAAGGUAAGGCUGCUAAAUGCUGAAGACGCAGGAGGGAGAGUGGAGAACCUGAACGCAGCCAGAGGAAAGGACGUUUGCUAAAUAGGGACCAAAUACUUCUACAGUCCGAAUGAAUGCAUGCUGCUAAAAACUAAAAAAGAAAAAAAAAAGGGAAUGACCAACAAAGAGAGCAUCUGAAAAAGUGUUACACGCUGCAGUCCGUGAGCCAAUGAGAAUUUCCAUGGAGUGUUUGCCCCUGGGAGUGUUCAGUGAGGGUCUGCAUUCAGACCUUGCGAUUCUGUUACUGGAGUUUUUGUCUCACACAGGUGUGAGCCAGGUCCCGGCAGACUCACACAUGUUGACGAACUGAAGGACUGCAGCGACAGAACACAGCCUCAAUGGUUUUAUUCAGAUUUUUCUUUUUCCCCUUUUCACAAGACUCUAUUGGAUUCGGAGCGGGUUCAACCUUAAAAUAGCUCUGCUCGCUCCAGCCGUUAUUAUAGCGGAGUGUAUACAUGUUAAGACGUUUAAGGUUGAAGAUCUCACAUGGUGAUGUGGCAGCGGUCCAUGAUUUCGUUGCCUGUUUAGUGCCAAACUGCUUCAGCUUUGUGGGAAUAAUUCCUCAUUUUUUGGAAGUCUGCUUCACUACGUUUUUCUUUUUCUAGUUUUUUCAGUUCCCAGCUGGUAAAUGCACCUCCUUUAGGUGAACAUAACCCUCACAGUGGAAAAGUAAGAUUUCCUUUUUUUCUAUUAUCAGCCUCGCAAUCCACUACAUACGUUACAACAACAUUAUAACAUCUGCAAAAUAUAUAUUUCUUUGCUUCUGCUCUUUGGUGGACUUCACAAGUAUUUCCUUGUUUUACUGCCAGGCUUGAUACUCUCUUUGUCAUUGAUGGUUGCUGCCAUAAGCCUUCCAGUUUCUAAUCAGAACCGUUCCCUGAUAUAGACACUGACAGAUAUUUCUUUUUUUUUAUUAUUAUUAUUAUUAUCCAGACCUGGAAAAACAAUGCAGAAUUUUUCUAACAGUCCUGCUCCCCCCUCUCUGCCACCCGGCUUCAGUGGGAGGGGUGGAGGCGGACCUCCGUAUCCCCCUCAGCCUGCAGAACCCCAGAUUUCCCCGAGGAUGACGGAUGAUUACGUGGCAAUGCAACAGCAGAGCCUGCACAGAGGCCAUCACCACCCAACUCAAGCCAGCCACAUCCUCGCUUACAGCGCGAGAAACCGAGGAGCUUUGGAGCUGCCGCCGUCACAGGGUAACAUUCACAGCGGCAGCAGCAACAACCCGUACAGGAAGGACGCCAUGGAUUAUUAUUUUUCAAUGGGAGGAAAGGACAGGCACAGAAGGGGAGGAAUGGCGUAUGGAGGAGGCUUCGGCUACCCAAACCUUGAUGGACAUAUACCUCACCAGUACCGGCACCCUGGAUCGAGCACUACACCGUCAUCAGGCCUGAUGUCACCCUAUCCAGUGGACUAUGCCUCCAGCGGUGGUUCUGGUGGAGGUGCUGGAGCGUUCUCCCCUUCCCACCAGUAUAAUAUCAGUCAGAGCCCUGCAAUGCAGUCAGUCCCUGGUUCUCAAAUGCAGCACCGCCAGCAUGGCCAGACCUUCCCAGCUGUGCACCAUGCACAGCAGCAUAGGAGCUACCCGCACUCCGGGCACAGAAUGACCCCUCAGUACGCACACUACUCACCGCAGGGCGCGGCUUCCACGGGGUCAUCAGGAAUGUACAGCCCCCCUCCACAGAGAUAUCUGGAUGGAGCCGCUAGUGCCGGGUUUGAUCCCAAAGUCAACAGUUCUCCCAGCGUAAACUCCAGUUCAAACUCAAUCUCCAGUUCAGUUACUGCUAACAAUGUAGGGCCAAUGGAGAAUGUUCCACAGAGUUACCAUGCUUCAAAUUAUCCUGGUUACUCUCCACAGACGCAUUCGCUCCACAAGCAGGCCACAUUACAGCACCGCAACUCACAGCACAAUUUAGGGGUAGGUUAUGACAACUCUCUCAAGAUGCAACACCAGGGUCCGUCUCCAGGCUCUGUGUAUGCUAAACAUCAUCAAGCUUCUAAUUCGAGUUUACCUCAGCCAGCAUCACAAGAAAUUGCUAAAUCCCCAAUGCACCCUAAUGCGCAGCAAACUCAAAUUAACCAAAACUUUAGCCCGAUUUCCAAUCCCAGUCCAGCCGCUUCUGCAGUGCAUUCCCCUAGCUGUAGCUCUUCUCCUUCGCCUUUGAUGGGUGUCUCAGAGGCACAUGGGAACCCCUCAGGUCACGGACCUUCACAUCCCCCUACAUCAAACCCUCGUAGCAGCCAUGGUCAUGGUAGAUUACUGCACACCAUGCCUCAGUUAAGUCCCACACCCAACUCAAAUAGCAGCAUCAGUAGUUGUGGUAGCAGUGGCAGUCAUAAAGCUCAUAACCUGAGCGCUGUUGGAGGAAGCAAUCUUCCUGCAACAGGCCGCAGUAAGAUGGGUCUCGGUGCAGGAAUCGGAAGCCGAGAGGAAGGCUCCUCUGUUUAUUCUUCUUCUCUUGACAAAAUGCAAGAUGCCGGCUUGAAUAGUCUUAAUGCCUUGAGCUCACAAGUAGCCAAUUUGCCGAACACAGUUCAGCACAUGCUCCUCACUGACACAGUUUUUUCACAGAGGAAGAGAGAUGGUGGGCAGAUGCAACACGGGGCACACGGCAUACCCCCGUCUCAGCCCAGAAGCCGAAAUGCGAGUGCAGCCUCGAGUACUAGUACAGUUAAAGAUGGAGGUGCCGUGGGGACCAGCGAUGGUGCCAGCUUAGAUGCUGGCGCUGAUGAAGAAUCCUCAUUGAUAUCUGUCGGAGGUUCGUUAGGGACCAAGGUGGAGCGAGAGGAGCAGUUUUCUGAAGGGGAGCAUGCAAGAAUAAGGCAGAUGAGCGGUGCAAGCAGUGGAUCAGAAACAACUGGUUACCCGCAUCAAUCUCAGAGUCAGACCCAACCACAGACUGGACAAGCCUCAAAUGCUAAAACUGUCACUUCUGAGCAGCAGAGUGAGGAACCUGUUGCAUCUGAAGCGAAAGUAAACGAAGCUCACAUUCCUUCAUCAUCAUCUCCAUCUUUUGGACGUCAGUCGUCAGAGACUCGUCCAACUUCAUAUUCAACACCUCCAGUUUCGUCAUCCCCUUCAUCCACAUCCUCCAGUAUUCAUCCUCGGCCCAAUUGUGUCCCAGAGCCCGCUUUAACAUACAAUGACCACAGAGAUGGCCUGAGGAAGACAACAGAAAUCAAAAAUGAAGUAAUCAAAAAGAGUGAAUGUGCAGAUGAGAAGUCGGAGAAAGGCUUUAGCCACAUGCAGCAAGAUGGAGAAGUCAAUACACAAAAUUGCCAGGACAAAGAAAAUAGGUUGCACUCUGCAUCUAGAUUACACAAUAAUGAGAGGGAAGAAAAGCACACAUCUGAGGAGCUGCAGAAUGCCAGCAGUGUUGGUGUGAUUGUUUCAGCUCGGUCUGAGGGAGCUCAUACUGACAAAACUAAGCAUCCUCAAGACAACAACUGUGUGGAGGAGAAACAGUCGCACGCUUACUUAAAAGAGUCAAGCAGUCAUAAUGGAGAGGAGGGUGUAGAUUUGACCAUGUAUUCUUCCCAUCACCAAAAAUUAAACUUUGGACGGCCGCAAAAUCCUCCUCAUUCUGGUUUGCAUAAAUAUGGCUACCCAGAAUCAGCAUAUGGGUCAGAUUUAUCCAUUAAAACCAAGGGGAGGACUGGCCCAGUGAGUGUAAUGGAAUCAAAUGCCAGAUAUCUAGGGUUUCAACAGUCACAAUCUGGUUAUGGCUCUGCGCACUCAAAAGAUGCUACUUCUAUGCCAGAUCCUUUGCUGAAGAGAGGACAAGGAGGGGGGGCUAAAGGUCAUGAGGAAAAUUCACAGAUACAGCAAUUUCCAAGCCUUUUGCAGGAGGUUCUUCAAGGUUACAAUCUAGACAGACGUUAUGGAAGACAAGAACAGGCUUAUUCUGCACAUCUUCAAGUUCAACAACAGUUUCAAGGCAGACACCCGUAUGGUCUGACUGAAGGUAUGAGAAUGCAGAGUGGAGUAACGGAAGGUUCUCAUUCCACCCAGAUGAGUAGCUCUGGAAAAGCCCCAACCCAGAGACAUGGAAGUGAGCCUGAUUUUACCACAGAUCCUCAGUCUUCUGUUAAGACAGAUUUGUCCAACGCUAAGAUUCUGCAGACUGCUGAAAAAACUGAAGUGGGUGUGUCCCAGAGCCAUAUACCACAGGCUGCAGAGCCUCAGCAACCCCCUCCGAAACAUAUAAACUUAGCAGACUAUUCUCUGCCUCAGAGAAAAGCCUUAUCAAAUGUGUCCACACCAUCUUCUGCUGUGCAGGAGCUGCUUCUACAGGAGCCAGAGCCGCUAACUGGCAGCAUUGGUCAAACCGAGUCUCAGAAAUCAUCAGGCUCCGUAUUAGCCCCAUCAGAGCGCCGCUCUGUCAUCUGUGAUGUGUCGCCAAAUCGACGCAGCACACCAGAGCGGGACAGGGAGAGCGACAGAGAGAGGGAGCGGGAGAAAAGUCAGAGUGGAGCCUCUGUGAUCCAACAACCAUUCUCCUCCCCUGCAUUAGCAAGCGAUCUCAGUAAAAAAGAUACCGGUGGGAAACAAGUGAUAAAAAUGGAAACACCUAAAGAGGCUGGGGCAGAUCCUGCACAUUUACAAAGUGAACAACAAGGCAGUAGCGGGGCUAAUGAGGCAGAUAUGGAGUUUCAUACCAAGUCUGUUCAUUCGUCAGUUGUUAUGAAUCCUGACCCCUAUAGGCGAGGGACUGUUGAUAUUACUUCAUUGCCUUCUCAUCCUCUGAGCGCUAAUCCUUUAUCUUCGCCAUCAAGGCAUCAGUCGUAUCUCCACGGCGUUGAUCUGUCAGCCAGUGGCAGUAGUGCAUUUCCUAGUUAUCGAUACGGUGAUGCGAGAGAAGGAGGUAUCAUGUCACGCAGUAAUCCCCAUUUUCCCUCUCACCAUCCCUACCACAAUUUAUCCCCUCAAGCUCAGACCACAAAUAAGCUUCAAAUGUACCCUCACCCUCGUGGCCCCCCUCAUCACCCGCAUGACAUGAGUGAGUGGGUAAAAGCAAUGAAUAGGCCUGCGAAGGAGAUGAUGUUGCAGCCUGGCUCUUCUCCUGGAAGACACAAGAUCAGCCAGUCAGAGCAGAGACAGAGAAUGAUCUCUCAAGCUGACCUUCCGGGUGAACAGCACCCGAGUAAAAGUUCACUCCAUCAUCAAAGCGCUUAUUAUGACAUGAAAAUGUGGGAGUCGGCGCACCCAGGAAGAGAUGGCGCUCGACUGCUAGAGGCAGACUCCUACUUCAGGACACAGCCACCGCCCCCUCUUCCUCCUCCUGCACCUGUCGUAUCACACGGUCCUGUUUCUCUCCUGUCUCAUAGCCAAAGUGCUGCAGAAACUGAAGCCAGAGGAGCCACAGAGGAAGUCAAGCACCCCUGCCCCCUUCCUCCUCCUCCUCCUCCUCCCCCACCACCUCCUCCUGCAUCCAGCUCCACUAAGCCUCCUGCUGACGCGAACUCUAUUCAGCCACAGGUGCAGCGUCAGACUAAAUCCGGGGCUUCUGGAGACACAAAUCCACUAAUGUUGAGGAGGAGAGUUCGUUCUUUUAUCUCUCCUAUUCCCGCCAAAAGGCAACUCCAGGAUGUGUCGCAGCAGAGGGCUGCCACAAAUUCUCAUCACUCCCCUGGGGCUCAGUCUGAGUUGAGCCAUCACAAUGAAGAUGACUCAUCCAGUUCAGAUAUUCCAUGUCCCAGGCUCUCUUCCCCAAUGCCAGGAGAAAACACCUUUUCACAACCUCUGUCUCCAUCAAGUGGUAACAGCAAUGUUUUGCCUUCCAGAAAAGGAAGAGGGUUGAAACUUGAGGCAAUAGUGCAGAAAAUCACACCAAAUAUUAAAAAGCCAGCGGGCCAUGCUGAUGAUGACUCAAAUCAUUACCCAGGCUUCUCUCACCCAGAAAUACCAACAUUUAAUGAUUCGCAGGACCAAGACUUAGCACAUUUCCCCAGGGCCACAGGAGGGGACGAUAGUUACAUGGAUGAAAGUCACUCGUUAAACGACAUGAUUCCCUUUAGAGGAGUUGAUGACGCUGGACCUUUACCUCCCUCCGCCUACCCAUGUGAUUCCCAUCAGACGUCUCAAGUCCUCAAACAGCAAGACUUUGACUUUGGAUUAGGUGCUGCUGUAGCAUCAGGUGACAAGGAAGAUUUUGCAUUGCUUGGUCCUUUACCCCCUCCCCCACCUCUUCCCCGCCCAGUCCAGGGUUCCCCACCUCCGUCUUCAUCCGCUCUUUCAGACAUCCAGCAUUUCACUAACACAUACCAGCAGCUGGAGACAAGGAGGGGAGAGCAGUCUGCUGCUAACCUCCUUCGACAGAAGCUUCAAGAAUCUGGCAUAGGAUUUGAUGAUUAUCCUGGCAGUGACUACUACGGGACGACCCCACCCCACCACAGCCAAACUCCAGGACACAUGCUGAGCAGACAUCAGAUGUCCUCUAGUAGGUCCAGUCUGUCGCCACAAGACUCAAAGCCACUGGAGAGCGUUGUGCCUAAAGGCUAUUUCCCAUCUGGCAAGAAAAAGGGCAGGCCUGUCGGGAGCGUGAAUAAACAGAAACGGGCUCAGAACCAAGUCCAAACACAGGUCCAAGCUCAGCCUCAAGUCCCAGCACAGAACACAGUUAUGACUGCCCCUCCUGCUCCACCCGUUACAGCUUCCGCUGCUGACCCACCCCAGACUGUUGUGCAGACUGCCAGCACCAUGUCAGCCCCCACAGCACCUCCGCCGCUGCCUGACAACAAAGACACUCCCCCGCUCGCCCCACCCAUUUUAACCCAGGUAGUGAAGGUGGACGUUGAGAUCGAGGAGACACAGCCUGAGAUAGAGGUUAAACCAGCGCGACGGAGACGCAGAGGUGUGAAGGAUGAAGAUGAGCCGCUGGAAGCAAGAGGACGACAGAGGAGGAGGAGGAGAGGGGCGGCUCCAGCACCGCCCCCACCCCCACCCAUGGCCAAAGAUGACCCUGAAACACCUUUAGGGGCGGUCGGGAGUUUUGGCGCAAAUAGAGUUUUUGCAGAUCCAAAUAGAAAAGGUGUGUUUGUUCCUCACAUACACGUGGAAAAAAAAGUACCAGAGAUUGGGGCAGUGUGCACCAUUGUAAACGCUGAGGAGGACAAGAUGAAAGGAGAGCGUAGUGCAGUUGGAGGGAAAGCAGGCGCGAGUGGAAUUGAUUCUCUCCUGACCUCAGCUCUUUCCUCACAGUUAUCUAGGAGAGACAGAGAAACAGAGAAAAGGGAGACAGAUGAGGUGGAAACUAGACUUCAGUCAGGAAAAGCACUUCCUUCAUCUGGCUAUGUUGUUUCAGGUCCUGUGAUUACAGAGACCAAUCACUCUGGCCGCUUGCUUUGCUGUCUCUGCCAGAAAUGGGCAAAUUACAAGCACCUCGGAGAUCUCUACGGGCCUUUCUAUCCAGCAGAAUAUGCUGCGAAGCUCCCCAAGAAUCAGCCGCAGGUCAGACAGUGUCAGACAACCACAGGCACAAACAAAGCAGGACCAAAUUCAGACAUGAGCUCAAAUGCUUUGAGCACUAUCCAAGAUGCACAAACACAAGAUGCUCCGCUUACCAAGCCCUCGAGUGAGAGUGACUACAGCAUCAAGCUGGAUUCUAACUCAACAACUCUUAACACUACAGUCAGAAUUGCCUCCCCCGCUGGGGUAGAGGAAAUGAUGAUGCCUGUGGCUGGCAAGUUUGGGAGCACCACUUUGUCUUCUUCCUCCUCCACCGCCUUCAAACCGUCUAUUACCUGGGACAUGAAUCUGGAUAUCCGACCGAUCCCCGAACUUAAGAGGGAGCCCGAUCUUGAAACUGACCAGCAGCAGCCUCAGAAGCCGUGGCAGCAACCAGCAGAUGAAGCUCAACAGCGACCUCAACACCGAAAGCUGACCUCGCAUCCCCGCUUUAAAAGGAGGCACAAGUCCAGCGAGGAUUCCCCCCGAAUGGUUCCAUCCAACAGCAAAGCGUCUCUGCCCUUCCAGCCCCCUCCCCCGGCCCUGGACUCCCUGGGACCCCUGGCACAGCUCGCACAGUUGCCUCAAAUGCCCAUGGACCCCGAGGAGCUGUGGGUCCACGAAGGAUGUAUAGUGUGGACCAGUGGGGUGUAUCUGGUCAAUGGGAGACUGUACGGCCUGCAGGAGGCACUAGAUGGCGCCAGAGAAACAUGUUGCUCAUACUGUGAGAUGGUUGGUUCAACGCUGGGCUGCUACAGUAAAGGCUGUACUCUUCGCUAUCACUACUUGUGUGCUAUUGAAGCAGACUGCUCUCUGAAUGAAGACAACUUCUCACUGCGGUGUCCGAAGCACAAGGUAAAGAAGGAGAGUUUACCCAGAGCAUCCGGCCAGCCAAGUCAGUGUACCUGGAGCAGUCAGAGAGAGGCUGAGACAAACGGAGAGGACGACGACGCAUAUGUCUCUGGGAACUGUUAGUUUGGACGCAGACGGUGAAAAGACACGACUGGCAUCCGUGGUGAAGAACAACAAAAGGGAAUGUACAAUUUCUCAACGGGAAUCAGCAUUAUUUACAUUAAAGACAAUGGGGAUAAAAAGACACUUUUUUUAAAGGAAAAAACAAAGAAUUAUUGCUCUUUACUUAAAAGCAGAAAAAGGAAAAAAAAAAACAAGGACUUGCAACAUAGAGGAGCGGCGCUACAAGAAAAACUGACUUUGAAAAAAAAAACAGCAAAGAUCAAAUGGAACGAGACAUGAAGACUGACAGAGGAACUAGAGGAACUAAAGGAACUUUUCUAUGAAGAACAGAAGAAACAGCCUUCCUCUCUGGGGUUACUUUGAUUUAAACUCUUGUUUAUCAUGAUCUGUAUUAUCAUUUACAUUUUUUUUUCUUUGUCUUUUCCGUUUUGUUUUGCUUUGAAGAGGCAGUCUUUGGGAGCAAGUUGGGUCGAAAAACCCACACAUGAAAAGGAGACACAUCUGUAUCCUCUCACAAGUAGUAUUUUAUCGCAUACUAGAACAAUCACAGUUAUCAUUUUAGCCCUCAUUAUUAUUUUUGUAUCCUCGUCAGUAUUUACUCAUGAAAAUGAAACGGAUGUAUCUCACUUUUAUAUUCAGUCGACACACGAAUCGGCUCGUUUAAUUUCUUUUGUUUUGUUUGGUUUUUUUGUUUUGUUUUUUUUUUUUUUUUUUUUUUUGUCUGUUUGUUUCAUUCCUGGAGAGGAGAGGAGCCGGAGCGCUGUUGUGUGGAAUGUCAGGGUCGAGAGUUUUGCCACAAAGACAUUAUUGCCUUGGAGAACGGACAUCUGUUGCCUUUCAAAAAGUCUCGUGUGCGAGCGAGAGAAACGAGCGCGAGCACACGCGCCGCUGAAAAAAAAAAAAAAACACCGCCGACACGCCGGGUCUUUGAUUCCAUUUUGGUCCUUUUAAAAAGUGUUCUUAUUUUUCAUCACUUGGGGUUUUUACGGUACAGAUAGUAUUCAUGAAAAAUCAGAUGGACGCGAUCUUAUUUUUCAAAACGUUGGUGAAGGAGGAGGACAGAGACUCGUUAAGAGUAGGAGAGAUGACACUACGGGCCGCCGUCGCCGACUGGAGACGCCAGAUGAAGGAGAGGACACUGCAGAGAUUUUUUUUUUUUUGUUUGUUUGUUUUUUUCGUCCCGAACGCUGUUCUGCGAGCGAGUCCAGCCGAAUACUUUCCAGUGGGUUCAUUCUUCAGCACGCAAUUGAAUCGGGAGACGCAGAGACCCAUUCAAAAGAAGCAUUGCCAUAAGAUUUAAAAAGUGAGUCGUACAUGGUGUUGUCUUUAUCAUUUUUUAUUGUUAUUCUUGUAAAAAAAAA